AUGCCAUUGAGGCUGGCUUUUGAGUCUGCGAGAUCGACCUUGUUCACCGUCGGCCUGGUUGCCAAGAAGCGGAUCUUUCUGGAGCAAGCAAUCUGGAAGACAGCACCUUGGCAGGGUUCAGGACUGCCGCCCAAAACUGCGCAGAACGAGCUCGUCGACAUCAUGGUUGGAAUCCCAGGAUACAUGCAGGACACUGUGGAGAUUCAGCAAGGAGGUGCGAAAGACAAACAGAAGAAGGCUCUGUUGCUAGCUCGUCUCAAGGCCGACCUGUCCACUUUAUUCGACUGGCGAUGGAAAUGGGAAGCGCACAAUCCCAACGCAGCGAUCGAGAUGGAGCCAGGCGCAUUGCCUGUGGGAAGACGCGUAUGUGACUUUCGAUUGUUUCGCAAGGUCCUGUGGUUCCGCAACUUCACCCAGGCAACGGAGAUUCUGCUGUAUAAUGCGGUGCUCCUCUGUCUCUUGGGCGCACUGUGGCAAUUCGAUCCUCCAGCCGAAGUCGAGGUACCGGCACCCACAAACUCGAUACUGAAACGGCCAGACGAGAUCUUUUCCUUGCUGGAGCCAGCCGAAGAAAUAUGUCGUGGCUUCGAGUACCAGCUAUUGAACAUCGACAAUAGUCAGGACUCGACACUGUUCUGGUUACUCCCGCUUGGCGUUGCGUCCAAGGUCCUCGAAGCUGAGCCAGAGUAUGGGCGUUGGAUCCAGAGCAUGUUAGAUACCUCGCGGGUGACUAGGGGCUAUGGCUCCGGUAUGAGCGAAUUUGCGUUUGGGCAUUACCAGUUCCCGCACAUUGGGCACGCUAGAAAGAGGCGAAUGAGGGAUCGGUAG
This is a messenger RNA of Cyphellophora europaea CBS 101466, 828 nucleotides long. RefSeq lists its product as uncharacterized. Bases 1 to 828 code for a protein of 275 amino acids. Lineage: Eukaryota; Fungi; Ascomycota; Eurotiomycetes; Chaetothyriales; Cyphellophoraceae. The record is from RefSeq and is a predicted model, not a curated record. The transcript has 2 exons.